This is a messenger RNA of Wyeomyia smithii (pitcher-plant mosquito), 2840 nucleotides long. RefSeq lists its product as uncharacterized. Lineage: Eukaryota; Metazoa; Arthropoda; Insecta; Diptera; Culicidae. The record is from RefSeq and is a predicted model, not a curated record.
AUGACAAGCAUGCGUGAACGUAGGCCUCCAGAUCGUUUGGCGUAUUUCGAUACAUGUGCUGCUUUUGCUUUAAAUGCGGAAAGUUUUGUGGAAGAGAUACCGCAACAAAUUGAAGAGCUGCAGAAACGCGACGAUUGGCUGUUAUGGAAAGCUGCUAUAGACGAAGAAAUGUGUUCAUUGGAGAAAAACAAUACCUGGGAUCUCGUAGAUUUUCCAGCAAAUAAAAGAAUAGUUCCGUGUAAGUGGGUGUUCAAAAUUAAAGCAGGUGAUGCAGUUCCCAAGUAUAAAGCACGAUUGGUAGCGAAGGGGUGUUCUCAACGUUACGGUUUCGACUAUCAAGAAACUUACGCACCAGUUGUGCGUAUGACUACUGUUCGGAUACUGCUGCCAGUAGCGUUGCAACAAAAUCUUCAUCUACACCAAACGGAUGUGUGUACUGCUUUUCUCAAUGGCGAGCUUACAGGAACAGUCUACAUGCGGCAGCCACCAGGAUUUGAGAAGGGGAAUAAGUCAAAUCUGACUUAUCCAUUAACCAGACGUGUUGCUUUUAAGGACAUAUCAAACCAUUUUAGCAUUCAUAAACGAAGACGGCAAGAUUUAACAAGAAGCAGCUUUGACUCAUUUAUCAAUGGACAGUGGGACGAAGAACCAUCUUUCCAGCGUGUACAAGCAUCUACUCCGUUAAUUCCUUUUGCUCUGGACUUUUCACUAGAUGGAAAUUCCAGUGAUGAUAAGCCGUUGGAUUUAAAAGUUGUAAAAUCACCCACAAUCAAAUUACCCGAUCAAAAUCCAAACCCAAUAGUGAUUGAUUUGAGAAAGCAGAAUACUGCGAGCCGCAGUACAAAAGAUAUUAGAAAUGCUACAAGUGUCCCGAUUCACACUGUAGGUUCAAACGAUUUUAACUAUGAAGGAGAUUAUACAGAUGAUGAAAAUGAUCCAGCCUGGUUGCCUGACGGUGAUGCUACAUUGUUAAAUGAAUUUUAAAUCUACGAUGAAAAAUUCAAGAAUGAUAAUUUAUCUGAUGUGGAUACACAAAUAUUUGAUGAGGAAGUUGAAGAUACAAUGCGUGAUGAUCUAACAACAAAAGAUAAACAGCUACCAAAGGAGAGUAAAUCUAGUUUGCGGACGAAGAACAAAAAACUUAAAAUAAAGGGGCUUCAGUAUACAAAAGGUGAUGGAACUGUUGUUCGAGCAAGGCGAGUACAACUACCCUGUAGUUGUAGAAUGCGGUGCUAUGAAAAAUUCUCUGAAACCGUUCGUAAGAGUUUAUUAGGUGGCCUUCUAGAACUAACUCAAUCGGGACAAAACCAAUUUCUAUCAAAUCACAUAGAUGUAAUCCAGACGAUCCGACCAAAGGUUCUUAUCUCACGGCGUAGUUGGUCCAGGAUCUAUAAGCUACCAGUUGUGGGAGGCGCAGUAAAAGUUUGCAAGCAUAUGUUUUUGUCUACGUUUGACCUUAAAGAACGUAAAGUUCGUGUUCUGGCCGAUAAGCUAAUUCUUGGUAGAGGAAUUGCUAAAGAUGAUAUGCGGAAGGACAAUCACACGAGAAAACAAAUCGACCCUGAACAUGCUGAUUACAUUAUUGAGCAUAUUAAGUCAUUUCCAACCGAAGAAAGUCAUUACAGCCGCGAAAAGUCAUCAUGUCUGUAUUUAUCUUCCGAUUUAAAGAUUAAUCGGAUGUACGAACUUUAUCGAAACCUGUGUGACCAAAAAAACAUUAUCCCAGUUCAUUAUAACACAUAUAGAAUUGCCUUUAACUCCUUGAAUAUUAAGUUUCGGAAGCCUAAAAUUGAUACCUGCAACACCUGCGAUAUGUUCAAAGUGGAGUUGCAAAUAGAGAAGGACAACAUGAAACGAGCAGAAAUAGUUACUCGUAAGAAUGCGCAUCAAUUAGAGGCUGAACGCAUGUAUCAAGAAAAGAGACAUGAUAGAUCUCUGGCGAAUGCUGAUGUUUCUGUACGCACAAUUUCAUUUGAUUUGCAAAAACAAUUAGCCACUCCCUAUUUAACAUGUGGCCGAUCUUUUUAUUGCCGCCAGCUAUAUACAUACAAUUUAACAAUUUUCGAAACCCAAUCGAGUAAAAAUGUUCCAAUAUGCUACAUAUGGGAUGAGACCCGAGCUAAGCGGGGAUCACGAAAAAUCGGAUCAUGUUUGUGGUCAUAUUUGCGAGGGUUGCCCGCUUGCGUGCACGAAGUUAACAUGUAUAGUGAUCGAUGUGCAGGCCAAAACAACAACAGAACCGUUUUAUUUCUGAUGGCAUACGUUGUCGAAAUCAUGGCUUCUGAAGGCCGGAAGUUUACCCUUCGUCAUAAAUUUAUGACAAGUGGACAUAGCCACAUGGAGUGUGACACAAUACAUGCAGCAAUCGAACGUGCCAAGAAAAAAACGCAAGUCAACAUAGAAACUCCACGAGAUUGGAGUUUGUUAAUCGCUUCAAUUAAACGGAGCACUCCAAUGACUGUUGAAGAAAUGGAGUAAAACCGGUUCCUUGAUUGGUUAGUUCUAAAUGAACGGUAUUCGUUACCUAAAUGUAGCACAGAUAAAACACCAUUCAAAUUCAAAGCAGCAAGAAUUUACUCGUGCUUCACAGAAACGCCUGGAAUUGUUAUGUUCAAGAAUGAUGUAGGCGACACGACUUUCAGUUUUAUAAAUUUGCUAACGGAAAAAUCUGUCCCUCUGGAUAAACUAAAUCUUAAACCAAUACUUUCUUCUCCUAUUCAAUUACCUACUGCGAAAAUAGAAGAUCUUCGAAAAUUAUUGCCAUACGUUACGCAAAAAUGGUACUACGAGGCUUUUCUGAAAACAUUAAAACCUCCCGGCCGAGGAAGAAAAAGAAAAUU